Molecule: messenger RNA, 1203 nt
Organism: Ostreobium quekettii
Lineage: Eukaryota; Viridiplantae; Chlorophyta; Ulvophyceae; Bryopsidales; Ostreobiaceae
Source: the annotation of a GenBank genome assembly
AUGGAUCACCAGGCUGAGGGGACCCACGACAACACGCUGGAACUGGUCGAAGAAGACAUGGAGAGGUGUGAGGAACUCCUUCGACAGGACUCCUUCAGGCUGCAGGCACCAGGAUGUACAGCAAAUCUGGGCGAUGCUGAGGGGUGUACCUAUGAAAAAGAUUCCAAGUUUCCAAUUGCUGAUGGUAGUCAGGAGGGGCGUCGCCAGAUGAUUCAGAAAUUGAUCCUGCAGAGAAGGAGUCAGCAGGAGCAUACUGGCACAAGUGAGGAUGGGAGAGAUGGUGCAAUGCAGCCAAGCCGACGAGAGAGGGUGCAGCAGCUGUUGAAUGAAAGGCGUGCACAAAUGCAGUCAUAUGAAGGUCAAGUCCCAUCCAGUUAUCUUGCUUCAGGCCCUGGAAAUGACUGCUUCAGCCCCAGGAGUUCUUCUAGUUUGGCUUCAGGGAGUGGUGUCACAUCUGACUAUCCAUCAGCGGAUGGGGCAAAUGAGGGUGCGCCAGAUGAGCAACCCUUGACUUCUGGCACGCCUCAGAGGCAUCCCAUAUUCAAUCUUACUGAAGGUGAGGGAUAUGAAGAUAUUUCACCAAGAGGUGGGCAGAAUGCUGCCAAGUGUGGCCACCAGAGUCCACACAAUCAGGGAAAUGGGGCAACACCCCUGGAGAUCGACUCAUCCAUAUGGAUUCAGGACACAAGUGCCAUCAGUUCCUGUGAUGACUUGCAGUCUUCUCACCCAAGUGACACUGCUGCUGCCACUGUGAGCGCUGCCAAGAAGUCCUUGGGCAUUAAUGAAGGCUAUAGGAUCAGCAGCACGAGAGGUGAAGGACAGCGCAGAGCCAAAUCUGCAGGCCAGACUCCACGAGGCACAUCUCCCAAGUAUGAUUGUACCAAUGGUGGCGAUCGAAAGCAUGGUGAUCCAGCACAAGGAGCACAAUAUGCUGGGCCGUUCUUCCUCAGUUUUAUGGAUAAAUGUGCAAAUCGACACUCACGAGAAGCUGUGCAGCAGCGUGUGGAGGCCGAAUCCAGUCAAGACCUCACAUUCAAGCCCAAAGUGUACUCUAAGAGGCACACUUCUACCAUGGCCUACCCCAGAUCCAGGGAGGAGCGGAUACGGCAGCUUGCUCAGCCCAGGACAAUUCAGUGGGAGAAAUAUGCAAAGGUGCACCAAGCAAUGCAUGCCGAGCAUUGCAAAUUCCUUAUCAGGGCAUAA